This is a messenger RNA of Anopheles maculipalpis, 4218 nucleotides long. RefSeq names its product probable multidrug resistance-associated protein lethal(2)03659. Gene Ontology annotation, biological process: transmembrane transport. The record is from RefSeq and is a predicted model, not a curated record. Bases 10 to 4209 code for a protein of 1399 amino acids. Gene Ontology annotation, molecular function: ATP hydrolysis activity; ABC-type transporter activity; ATP binding. The transcript is spliced from 7 exons. Gene Ontology annotation, cellular component: membrane. Lineage: Eukaryota; Metazoa; Arthropoda; Insecta; Diptera; Culicidae.
CUCCACACGAUGGAGGCUCAAAAGCGGAAGGAACGCGAACCUUGCCCGAGGCAAAAGGCGAACUUUCUUUCGUACAUCAUAUUCGCCUGGACGAUACCGAUCUUCUUCAAGGGCUACAAGAAGGAGCUAAACACGGACGAUCUGUAUCAACCGCUGCGGGAGCACAAAUCCGACGGGCUCGGAAAUCGAUUAUGUGAGGCGUGGGAAAAUGAACAGAAGCAGGCACGGUUGAAGAACAGAAAGCCGAAACUCUUGCGGGCAGGCUUUCGUGUGUUUGGAUGGGAGAUUGCCUUGUUAGGAUUGGUGCUGCUAACACUCGAGAUGCUCUUCAAAGUAUCGCAGCCUUUUUUCCUGGGCAAACUGGUGGCGUACUAUUCCCGGCAAUCGGGUGACCUUACGGAAGCGUAUCUGUACGCGGGUGCAGUAGUACUGUGCAGUGCGAUUAACGUCCUGUUUAUUCAUCCGUACAUGCUGUCCCAGUUGCAUCUGGGCAUGAAGCUGCGUGUAGCCGCGUGCAGUAUGAUCUACCGCAAGUCGCUUCGGCUGAGCAAAACGGCACUCGGCGACACGACGGCUGGACAGGUGGUGAAUCUACUGUCGAACGAUGUGGGUCGGUUAGAUUUGGCCGUACUGUUUGUGCAUUACCUAUGGAUUGGACCACUGGAAACGUUGGUUGUGACGUACCUGAUGUACCGUGAGAUCGGCUAUUCGGCUGUGUAUGGUGUACUGUUUUUGCUGCUAUUCAUUCCACUGCAAGCGUACCUUGGCAAGAAAACGUCGGAACUUCGAUUGCGUACGGCGCUGCGUACGGACGAGCGUGUGCGAUUGAUGAACGAAAUCAUCCAAGGCAUUCAGGUGAUCAAAAUGUACACGUGGGAGAAACCAUUCGCUGCGCUCGUAGCGAUGGCAAGAAAGAAGGAAAUCAAAGUGAUUCGCUACGUAUCGUACAUCCGGGGUAUUCUGCUAUCCUUCAUCAUGUUCACGACCCGCGUAUCGAUCUUUCUCAGUCUGGUUGCAUAUGCGCUUGCUGGGCAGGUUGUAACAGCGGAGAAAGCGUUCGCCAUUACGGCUUAUUACAACAUCCUUCGAACAACGAUGACCAUCUUCUUCCCGCAAGGUAUUGGCCAGUUUGCGGAAGCGCUUGUAUCCGUUCGUCGUAUCCAGAAGUUCAUGCAGUACGAAGAAAUUGAAGGUGCGGAAGGUGUUACAAUGGUAGCAGCCGAUGGAAAGGAUGUGUCGUCUUCAUCAUCCGAGCUGGAGGAGAAACCAAACUCGGACCCGCUGGCGUUGCCAAACAGCAAACUAAUCCGUCACUCAGAAUCGGACGGUUUGAAGGAAGGCGCACUGAACAAUCAUCUGUCGGAUGCGGGAGUGAUUGUGGAGAAGGCGGUAGCUCGCUGGGAUUCGAAAGCGACCGAGUUUACGCUGGAUGGGGUGGAUUUGCACGUACAACCCGGUACACUGGUAGCCGUCAUUGGACCGGUCGGUGCAGGCAAGUCCAGUCUGAUCCAUGCAAUCCUUGGCGAGUUGCCACUGGAAUCCGGAAACAUUAAAGUAAACGGAGAUAUUUCCUACGCGUCCCAGGAACCGUGGCUAUUCUCCGGUACGGUACGCCAGAACAUCCUGUUCGGAUUGCCGAUGGAUCGCGAACGCUACAAGCAGGUCGUGAAGACGUGUGCUCUCGAGCGUGAUUUUCAUCUAUUUUCCGACGGUGAUAAAACGAUCGUCGGCGAACGAGGUGUGUCGCUGUCCGGUGGGCAGAAGGCUCGCAUCAGUCUCGCCCGUGCCGUGUACCGGCGGGCGGAAGUGUACCUGCUCGACGAUCCACUGAGCGCCGUUGAUUCGCACGUUGGCCGGCACCUGUUUGACCAUUGCAUGCGCGACUAUCUGCGGGGCAAGAUCGUGAUCCUGGUGACGCACCAGCUGCAGUACCUGCAGAACGCGGACCAGAUCGUCGUGAUGAUGCACGGCCGGGUGGAAGCGGUCGGGACGUACGAUAAACUGCGCGAAAGUGGGCAGGACUUUGCACAGCUGCUGGCGGCACCAUCGGGCAAAGAGGACGACAGUACCGACACCGAGUCGAUCAAACGGUCGGGCAGUUUGUACAAACGGCAGAACAGUGAAUCGAGUAUGGAUUCGGCCGUAGCCGAUGGUGAUGGGCCGGAGAAUAAACCAUCCGAGGAACGGCAAAAGGAAGGAUCGAUUGGCUACGAUGUGUACCGGGCGUACUUUAAGGCGAGCGGAGGCAAUCUGGUGGUGCUGUUGAUUUUGUUUAUGUUCCUGCUAUCACAGUUAAGUGCUUCCGGGGGUGAUUAUUUCCUCACCUAUUGGGUGAAUAAAGCGGAAGAGAAGGCACCAGCUGUUAGUGAGGAAAGCCAAGCCAUGUUUAGUGCACUGAGCAAUGGGACAGCUAUCGAUGGCACUGAGGAUGGAUUUAAUGGUACUACAACUACGUUCGAACCACCGACGACUACUCCGGCAGCUACAGCGGGCGGUAUUGCCGUGUUCUUUACCGCAAUCAGGCAAAUGUUUGCGUCGGGUGAUGAGGACGAGGAUCGGUAUAUUGAUAUCUACAUCUUCACUGCACUAACGGUCGCGACGGUUGUGAUAACGCUCACCAGAAGCAUGUUCUUCUUCCGGACGGCAAUGAAAGCAUCCCGCAAACUGCACGACGCCAUGUUUAACGGUAUCACGCGUGCGUCCAUGUACUUCUUCAACACGAAUCCGUCCGGCCGUAUCUUGAACCGUUUCUCGAAGGAUAUGGGUCAAAUCGACGAGUAUCUGCCGAGUGUAACAGUGGACGUGAUACAGAUUUUCCUUUCGUUGAUCGGUAUCGUGGUGGUGGUAGCGAUCGUGAAUCCGUACAAUCUCAUCCCGACCGUCAUUAUUGGCAUCAUAUUCUACUUCAUGCGCGCCUUUUAUCUGCUCACAUCACGUAAUAUUAAGCGCGUUGAGGCAAUCACACGAUCACCGAUCUACUCCCAUCUUUCGGCAUCGCUUUCCGGUCUCUCCACCAUUCGUGCAUUCGGCGCCGAAAAGGUGCUCGUGCAUGAGUUCGACUCGCAUCAGGACCUGCACAGUUCAGCAUUCUACCUGUUCAUCUCGACGUCACGCGCUUUUGGCUUCUAUCUGGACGUGUUCUGUGUGAUCUACAUAGCAAUCGUCACGCUAACGUUCUUUAUUCGUGGCGAUAGUGGCGGUAACGUUGGGUUGGCCAUUACGCAAGCACUCGGUAUGACCGGCAUGGUGCAGUGGGGCAUGCGGCAAUCGGCUGAGCUCGAAAACACAAUGACAUCCGUGGAGCGUGUGGUAGAGUACGAUGAUGUUGAUCCGGAACCGGCGCUUGAAGCACCGGCCGAUAAAAAACCCCCGAAAGAGUGGCCCCAGGAGGGACGGAUCCAGUUCGAGAAGGUGACCCUACGCUACAGUCCCGAGUCCGACGGGGAUCUGGUGCUGCGUGAUUUGGAAUUCGAAAUUGAGCCACGCGAAAAGAUUGGUAUCGUGGGACGGACCGGUGCUGGCAAGUCGUCGCUAAUUAAUGCACUGUUCCGCCUGUCGUAUAAUGGUGGUUCGAUCUUAAUCGAUUCGCGCGACACGAACCAGAUGGGUCUGCACGAUUUGCGUGCGAAGCUCUCGAUCAUUCCCCAGGAACCGGUGCUGUUUUCGGGCACGCUACGGUACAAUCUCGAUCCGUUCGAUGAGUAUCCGGACGAGAAGCUGUGGCGUGCGCUGAAGGAAGUGAAGUUGGAGGAGGCUGUAAACGAACUGCCCUCCGGACUGUCUUCCAAGAUUAACGAGGGAGGCAGUAACUUUAGCGUAGGUCAACGGCAGCUCGUUUGUUUGGCCCGGGCUAUCCUGCGCGAGAAUAAGAUUCUGGUAAUGGAUGAAGCGACGGCGAACGUUGAUCCACAAACGGAUAAGCUGAUCCAGCAGACGAUACGGGAAAAAUUCAACGACUGUACAGUAUUGACGAUAGCCCACCGAUUGAACACCGUUAUGGAUUCAGAUAAGGUGCUUGUAAUGGACGCAGGUCGUUGCGUUGAGUUCGGUACACCGUACGAACUGUUAACCACCGAAGGAGGACCUAAAGUGUUCUACGGCAUGGUGAAACAAACAGGCAAAAGCACAUUCAAUACACUGCUGAAGAUCGCCGAGGAGUCUCACAAUCAAAAGCUUAAACCGAUAAAGGAGGCUGAAGCAACAAAAUAGAUUCCUGCA